Ramularia collo-cygni is the source of this 2082-nucleotide messenger RNA. RefSeq names its product related to alkaline phosphatase. The transcript is spliced from 11 exons. NCBI's taxonomy places the organism in Eukaryota, Fungi, Ascomycota, Dothideomycetes, Mycosphaerellales, Mycosphaerellaceae. Gene Ontology annotation, biological process: dephosphorylation. Gene Ontology annotation, molecular function: alkaline phosphatase activity. The record is from RefSeq and is a predicted model, not a curated record. Bases 1 to 2082 code for a protein of 693 amino acids.
AUGCAGCUCAUUCGCUCAGCUGUUGCUGUGAGCUUGGUUGCUUUGGCGUCGGCGCAGACUUUCCAGAAGCUGGGGUGUGCGGAGAAUGGCUGCAUUACUCCACCGGAUGCUCAAGACUUCCUCGCUGGCCAGUACUUUGACAUUCGUCUAGAGGUCCAUGCCAAUGUCAACCAGACGAACGGAAUUCCGGACGAGAACUUCACCUUCACUAUUGGCAAGAAGGGCGAGGAAGCCAAGCCCGCUUCCGAGUACUUUGGAAUUGAAGAGCCAGCGAUCGAGAACUGGGACUUUGAGUGGUAUGAAGAUCUAUUCGCUCGAGACGCCGAUCAGCCAUGGAAAGUCAACGUUGCUUCGAAAGCUUUCCGUAGAGUUGCUUUGUAUGAGCCUGGUGACUACGUCGCGACGCUCACGUACAAUGGUACCGAGACUGCCGUAGCAGAAUGGCUCGUAAGAGAUAUUGAGCAGGUUCGCAAGACGAAGAACGUUCUGCUUUUUAUAGGCGAUGGUAUGACUACGAACAUGAUCACUGCUGCUCGCUUGAUCGCCMACAAGACUGUCAAUGGUCGUUAUCAAAGUCUGAUGGCCAUGGAUCAAUUCCCUCAUUUGGGCCAUCAAAUGACGCAUUCGCUGAACUCAUUCAUAACCGACUCGGCAAACAGCGCGACUGCAUUGUACACUGGCCACAAGUCAGAUGUCAACGCUCUUGGAGUCUAUGCCGAUAGCUCACCAAACAGCCUGGACGAUCCCAAGGUAGAGACCAUUGCCGAGAUCUUCCACCGAGUCCAUGGUGGUAAGAUCGGCAUCGUGAGCACUGCUUUCCUUGCGGAUGCUACGCCCGCGGCAUUGACUGCCCACACCAGGAACCGUAACGAUUACGGUGCUGUGAUCGACUCUUUCAUCCAUGGUAUCGUCAACUACACAUGGACUGACUGGUCGGGCCCAGAUGUUCUCUUCGGAGGAGGUGCCGAGAACUUCUGUGGUCCUGAUCUUGGAGGAGAGACUUACAUGGAUCUCGAUUACUACAAGGUCUUUACGGACGCCGGCUACAACCUUGUCMACAAUGCAAGCGAGCUCAAUGCAACGUCAACCAGUGAGAGGACUCUAGGAGUCUUCACCAAGUCCAACAUGGCCAAGUGGCUCGAUCGUCAGGUCUACACUGAUAACCUCAACGGAAACGAGGAUGCUCCAAACUGCGAGGGUGGUGAUGCCAACACUCAACCCGGUCUCAAAGAGAUGACCCUCAAAGCUAUUGAUAUUCUUGAGACCCGUGCUGGUGAUGAGGGCUGGUUCUUGAUGUCUGAAGCUGCUUCUGUGGACAAGAUGAUGCACGUUUUGGAUUACGACCGUGCUCUUGGUGAGCUCCUCGAGUUGGACGACACGAUCAAGCAUGCCAUCGCACAUCUCAAGGGGAUCGAUGCAUACAAGGACACUCUGAUCGUGGUCACUGCCGAUCACGGCCACGGCUUCGAUGUUUUUKGCAGUGUCGAUACCAAGUACAUGGAUGCUCAAGAAACCGACCGUGAGAAGCGUAAUGCCAUUGGCACAUACGAGGCUUCUGGACUGUCUCAGUACAUCAACACUGGUAACCUUCGCUACUCGGAUUCCAACUUCCCCUCCAAUUGGGAGCCAAGAUACACUCUCGCUCAGGGUUUCGGCGCGAGACCUGACGUUAGGGAGAAUUUCCGCGUUCACAAGGAUGGUCCAAGACUGCCAGAUGGUAACAUCACUGGCUUCCCCUCAGACGACUACUUCGUUAACCCCGAAGAUGCCGUCGGAGGAUUCAUCAUGAACGGUUCCCUCCCCACCGACGCGGCUCAAGGUGUCCAUUCCCUAACCGACGUACCCGUCUUCAGUUCCGGCCCUUGCAGUGAGAACUUUGGCGGUGUCUACAGCUCCAUUGACGUGUUUUUCAAAAUCGCAGACUGCCUUGGUUUGAGUCAGGUCCCGAAGGAGGGCGAGGAAUGCCCAUCUUUCAAAGAUGGCAAGGAUAAUUGGGGCAAGUAUGAGUCUGACGAACAGUAUGGCUACCAUCGAUACACUGAGAAGGCGCCUUAUUAUGCCAAGAAGGAUACUUCCGAGUAG